UCCAAUUUCAUAUUCUCCAUACCAAAACAGUUUAUAAGUAUACCCAGUACUCACAAGAUUGCCUUUCGAUAAAAAUAUAGGCUCGAAUUAUGACUUAUGAGUCAUCAAAAAAGCACUUUCACAAAUAAUAGCGCGAUGUCAACAAUGACGGACCCUUACGGCACAACGGGGACCCUAUCACUCAAAUGGGACCCCAAGAACCUGGAGAUACGCACCAUGUCGGUGGAGCGGACCCUCGAGCCGCUGGUGCUGCAAGUCACAACCCUGGUGAACAGCAAGGACAAGACGGCCAAGAAGAAACGACCGGGUAAAUCGAAACGCGCCAGCGCCCUCGUGGCCACCGUCGAGCGGGCGACCGAGAUAUUCAUAGAGCGCGGCCAGACGAUCGCGUACGAGAACCCGGAGAUCACGCAGGAGAUGCUGACAGCUGUGGAGGAGGUGCGGAAGGCCGGUGCGGCGAUGAGUCUGGCUGCGCGCGAGUUCUCCGAGGAGCCCUGCGCGUCGUCAGUCCGCUCCAGCAUGGUGCGAGCUGCCCGCAGCCUGCUGUCGGCCGUCACCCGCCUGCUGAUACUCGCUGACAUGGUGGACGUGCACCUGCUGCUCUCCAAGCAGAGGAUGGUGAGGCUUCAUCAUCACCACCGGCUAUUGUUCCUAUCGUCCAACAUCAUCGUGUACGUGCGGCACCCGGAGCUGGCGGCCGCGAAGGCGAACCGGGACUUCGUGCUGCGCGCGGUCUGCUCCGCCGUCGACACCAUCUCGGCCGUCGCGCAGGGCCGCCCCACGCCCAACAGUGGUACCAACCGGGUGCCUGUGGAAGGGCCGGGCGAGCUGGCUCAGGCUCUCGACGACUUUGACGAGCGCAUGGUUAUGGAGCCACUGGCGUACUCCGAGCUGCGAACGAGACCCUCGCUGGAGGAGCGGCUGGAGUCCAUCAUUUCCGGCGCAGCACUUAUGGCGGACAGCUCCUGUACCAGGGACGAGCGGCGCGAGCGCAUAGUGGCGGAAUGCAACGCGGUGCGGCAGGCGCUGCAGGAGCUGCUGCACGAGUACAUGAGCAACGCGGGGCGCGCGGAGCAGUCGGAGGGGCUGGAGCGCGCGCUGGAGCACAUGUGCCGCAAGACGCGCGACCUGCGCCGCCAGCUGCGCAAGGCGGUCGUCGACCACGUGUCCGACAGCUUCCUGGAGACGAACGUGCCGCUGCUGGUGCUGCUGGAGGCGGCGCGCGGCGGCAACGAGAAAGAGGUGGAGGAGUACGCGCUGGUCUUCGGCGAGCACGCCGGCAAGCUGGUCGAGGUCGCGAACUUGGUGUGCUCCAUGUCGAACAACGAAGACGGCGUGAAGAUGGUGAGGCACGCCGCGGGGCAGAUAGAGGCUUUGUGCCCGCAGGUGGUGAACGCGUGCCGCGUGCUGGCGGCGCGCAGCCGCUCGCGCGUGGCGCAGGAGAACGCGCGGGCGUUCGCGCGCGCCUGGGAGGCGGCCGUGCGCCUGCUCACCGACGCCGUCGACGACCUCACCACCAUCGACGACUUCCUCGCCGUCAGCGAGAACCACAUCCUGGAGGACGUGAACAAGUGCGUGGUGGCGCUGCAGGAGGGCGACCCCGACUCGCUGGAGCGCACCGCCGGCGCCAUCCGCGGCCGCGCCGCGCGGGUGUGCUCGGUUGUCACGCAAGAGAUGGACAACUACGAGCCUUGCAUCUACACGAAGAGAGUGUUGGAGGCGGUGACUGUACUGCGCGAUCAAGUGAUGUCGAAGUUCGCGGUGCGCGUGGACGCGGCGGUGUCCGCGCUGGGCGGCGGCGGCGGCGGCGGCGGCCUCGACGAGAACGACUUCAUAGACGCGUCGCGGCUCGUGUACGACGCCGUGCGCGAGAUACGCCGCGCCGUGCUGAUGAACCGGGACGAAGAAGAUUUAGACCCGGAGGACGUGGAACUCGACGAGCAGUACACGCUGGAGACGCGGAGCAAAUCGAGCGCUCACACGGGUGAGCACGGUGUUGAUGAGUAUCCUGAUAUCAGCGGAAUUACUAAUGCUAGGGAAGCGAUGCGCAAGAUGACCGAGGAGGACAAGCGCAAGAUCCUCCAGCAGGUGGAGCUGUUCCGCCGCGAGAAGAUGACGUUCGACAACGAGGUCGCCAAGUGGGACGACGCCGGCAACGACAUCAUCAUGCUCGCGAAGCACAUGUGCAUGAUCAUGCUCGAGAUGACGGACUUCACCAGGGGUCGCGGCCCGCUGAAGACCACCAUGGAUGUGAUCAAUGCGGCCAAGAAGAUUUCGGAAGCCGGUACCAAGUUGGACAAGUUGACGAGGGAAAUCGCUGAACAGUGCCCCGAGUCGUCCACGAAGCAGGACCUGCUCGCGUACCUGCAGCGCAUCGCGCUCUACUGCCACCAGAUACAGAUCACCAGCAAGGUGAAGGCGGACGUGCAGAACAUUUCCGGCGAGCUCAUCAUCAGCCAGCUGGACAGCGCCACGUCGCUGAUCCAGGCGGCGAAGAACCUGAUGAACGCGGUGGUGCUCACCGUCAAGGCGUCCUACGUCGCCUCCACCAAGUACACCCGCCAGGGGACCAUCGCGUUGCACGGGUCGAGGGAGUUGGAACAUUAG
Molecule: messenger RNA, 2607 nt
Organism: Zerene cesonia (dogface butterfly)
Lineage: Eukaryota; Metazoa; Arthropoda; Insecta; Lepidoptera; Pieridae
Gene: alpha-Cat
Product: catenin alpha
Exons: 23
Coding region: 97-2607 (836 amino acids)
Biological process (GO): cell-cell adhesion; cell migration
Cellular component (GO): catenin complex; adherens junction
Molecular function (GO): actin filament binding; cadherin binding; beta-catenin binding
Source: RefSeq, a predicted model, not a curated record